AGAGAGAGAGAGAGAGAGAGAGAGAGGAUCACUAUUCGGCAGCAUGCUGCCUCAGAGCCGGAGAGGAGACAGACAGACACAGUAACCGGAUGUUUCUGGUGCGUGAGGCGUGUUAAAGCGUGCUGUUUUGAUGUGGAUCCGGUCUAGGUGGGGUUUAAUGUACAUCACAUGUGUUAUUUAAAGCAUCGCAGCUGUGGCCACCAGUAACCGAAUGAGGAAACCAGCGCGCGCUGCGCUGCGCCGCUUCCUGCCUCGCUCCACUCACAGCAGCAGCAAAUAAGAAGAAAACGCGUCCGGCGGGCAUCAUGGUGGCCGGGGAGCUCGUCCAGGAGCAUCUGCGCGCAGACACCGGCGCACCUGACGACAUCACGGUGGGCAGGAAGAGUCCGGAGCCGGAGGGAGCCGCGGAGGAGCGGACAUACGGAGAGGCGCAGGCGGGCGGGGCUGCCCGGGACGCAGACACCGAGUGGGCGCAGGAGAAAGAGGUGCCGCCGGAUGAGAGAGAAGCGAUGCUGCCGAACGGAGGAGGAGGAGGAGGAGGAGGAGGAGAGGAGGAGAAGGGGAAGACGCUGGAGACCAGGCUGUACCGGCGCCGGUUCGCCGUGCUGCUGGUGUUCAGCCUGUACUCGCUGGUGAACGCCUUCCAGUGGAUCCAGUACAGCAUCAUCACCAACGUGUUCACGCGCUACUACGGGGUGACCAACGACAAGGUGGACUGGCUCUCCAUCGUCUACAUGGUGGCCUACGUGCCGCUCAUCUUCCCGGCCACCUGGCUGCUGGACCGGAAGGGUCUGCGGCUCACGGCCCUGCUGGGCGCCGGACUCAACUGCGCCGGCGCCUGGCUCAAGUGCGCCAGCGUGAGCCCCGAGCUGUUCGGAGUCACCGUGACCGCGCAGGUCAUCUGCUCCGUGGCGCAGGUCUUCAUCCUCGGCCUGCCGUCCCGAGUGGCCUCGGUGUGGUUCGGACCCCGGGAGGUGUCCACGGCGUGUGCCGCUGCCGUGCUGGGGAACCAGCUGGGGACGGCCAUCGGCUUCCUGUUGCCGCCUGUUUUGGUUCCCAACACGCCAGACGACAUCGAACUCACGGGUCACAACAUCAGCAUCAUGUUCUACGGCACCGCGGCGGUCUCCACGGUCCUCUUCAUCCUCACCGUCAUCGUGAUAAAGGACCGUCCUCCUCUGGCCCCCAGCCACGCCCAGGCUGUCCUCCCAAACUCUCCUACUGAAGAUUACUCCUACAAGGAGUCCAUCAAGAACCUGAUGACGAAUAAAGCCUUUGUCCUCCUGCUCGUCAGCUACGGUAUAAUGACCGGCUCCUUCUACUCCGUCUCCACGCUGCUCAACCAGAUGAUCAUGUCCUGCUACCAGAACCAGGAGUUGAAUGCUGGGAGAAUUGGUUUGACGCUGGUUGUUGCCGGGAUGGUCGGCUCCAUCCUCUGUGGCCUGUGGCUGGACCACACAAAGACAUACAAGAUGACGACUCUGAUCGUCUACACUCUGUCCUUUCUGGGCAUGGUGGUCUUCACCUUCACUCUGGACCUGGACAACAUCCUCCUGGUCUUCUUCACAGCUGGAGCUCUGGGGUUCUUCAUGACGGGUUACCUGCCUCUGGGCUUUGAGUUUGGAGUGGAGAUCACCUACCCAGAGUCAGAGGGAACAUCAUCAGGACUCCUCAAUGCUUUCGCUCAGAUAUUUGGGAUCAUUUUCACUCUGAUUCAGGGCAAACUGACCACAGACUACAAGCCGCUGGCUGGAAAUCUCUUCCUCUGCGCCUGGAUCUUCCUGGGAAUACUGCUCACUGCCUUAAUUAAGUCAGAACUGAAAAGACACAAUAUGAACAUGGGAGCAAACGGCAACUGUCCAGAAGCAGUCCCUACUGAGUGUCCCGGGGACUGCCCUUCAGUGAAGACAACCAACGGAGUUGAGCUGAAACCGUCGCUCAGCUUCUCCCGUGAAACCUCGCUGUGAUUCUGCCAAGUCAUUGGAUCGCAGGACGACUACGCAGGUCUCCCUGCAGCCCUGGGAGACUUGUGGGCACCGCACUCACACGUGAAGUAGUACAUAACUGUGCACUUGAUUUUUAUUGCCAAGCUCCUUGAUAAUUGGAACGGUGGAGGAUCUGGAUGUGGUGCCAAGUGUAAUGAGGCACAGCCACAAGGAGAGUCGGCAACAUCCAGGUCCAAACACUUGCAUAAAUUGCCUCCAAUUUGCAGAACUUUUGGAUUCAUUAUGGAGAGGGAGUUGUGGAUUGGUAAGGAAAAAAAAGUAUGCAAGCAACGUCAUGCAGAAGAAGCUCCACUGCACUUUAUUACCACUGGGUAAAGCAUGGCACAGUUUGUAUGUAAAUCUGGUUUCAGGCUAUAAAAAGAAGCUUCCAACUCAAAUAUCACCAUCACAAGUUUGCUGCAGUUGGAACUAAAUACUCUGGAAUGUUUUGUUCGGAGUCUCCAGGUGUCUGCGAUGAAGAAGAGCCAUUCUGUUUGGUUUCGUACCGCGACCACUGCCCACUGCACGGGGCCAACAUCUCCUGAGUUUACUUGAAUUAUCCUUUAAUGCUCCGGACUCUGGAUGUCGUACAACACACUGUAAAUGUUGUUAAUAUUGCUUUCUUCAUUACAUAUGGUGGUGAGGAGGCGCACAUCUGAAACCUGUUUUGAAGCUGCUUCGGACAGAGAUGGUCAUCAUAUUUCAUGUUUAUUUUUCUGCAGAGCUGCAUGCAUAUUGGAAGCAGCUGCAAGGAUUGUUUCUGCAGAAUUAUUGGCAGUUCGAGUCGAUUCAGACAACUACUGAAGUCUUUGCAUUUUGGCACAAUAGUUUACAUAUGAAUGUUGCUAUAAAUUAGUUUGGGUCCAUACAAUUGUAGCAGGAGCUGACAUGAAAGAGUUUUGCAGAAUUGUGUUUGGCUCUCAGAUUCCAGGGAUGCUUCUCUAAGCUUUUCCCCUCCAACAUGAAACAUAAUUAGUUGAUAAGGCCACUUAAAAUGAGACCACUUUUUUUUGUAUUAAAAGUUUUCUCAAAUGUACAAUUUAAAUAUCCAAAUAGGGUAUUAUCAUACAACCCCGAUUCCAAAAGAAGUGGUAAAUAAACAGAAUGCUGUAAUUUGCUAAUUCUUUGUGACAUAUAUUCAACUGUACAAAGACUAAGUGUUAAAACGGAUAAUCUUUUGUUUUUUGUAAAUAUACACUGAAUUCUGAAUUUCAGGCAUUCUGUUAUUAUUUAUAUUUUCCACGGCGCCCCAACCGUCUUGGAAUUGGGGUUAUUAAAUAGGUGCUAAUUUGCACAUUUUACUUUCCUUUAUGGAAGUGGAGUAGAGGAUGUUUAGGACAGUUACUCUUGUUAUGAACAAGCCCAGACAUUACUGACACCAAGGAUCUAAUGAGAACUAUUUGCUGGAGUAGGAUAGAGAAUGUCUUAUUUAGAGCAGGAGGGUCCAACUGAUAAAUGAAAAGGUGCUGCAGGUUUUUGUUUCAAUCAUGCAGGAACACACCUGACCCAACUCAUUCAGCUGCUGAUUUGUUGUGAAGUCACUUCAUGUGAUUAUAUGAGUGGAGUCAGGUGUGCUCAUGCUUAAUUAGAACAAAAACCUGCAGCCACACUGGCCCUUUCAUGGAUCAGUAGGACCCUGCUGGUUUAGAGUACGUGGCUGCUUCCUGCUUGCAGUGUUUUCCUACGUAAACCACAAUGGACCAAACUGAAUGUGAACAUGUUCAGUGCACAAACACACGCACAACUUCAAGUUUUAUACUUAAAGGCAUGAUGUUUCUAAUGUUAGUACAGUCUGUACAUCACAGCUGAGAGACAAAAGUGUCCUCUUGUUUUUAUUUUCAGCAGUAACAAAGCAAGCAGAGUUGACAGGAGAAGCACAACAAAUCUUUUUUAAAAAGAUGCUCAUUUAUUUUCAGAUCCAUCAGUUCAUUUAAAUUUUUCUUGUGUGCGAGAUUUUUAGUUUUUGUAGCUUACUUUUGUAGGUAUUCUAUCUCGGGGCAUCAUUUUUUGGGAUAUCUGGUACAGACAUAGGAUACAGAAAAAAAUGCCUCACGCGGGGCACCAUUUGUAGGGAUAUCUGGUACAGAUAUAGGAUACAAAUACAUUAUGCCUCACACGGGGCACCAUUUUUUGGGGAAUUUAGGAUGUCCCAAAAUAUAUGGAUAUGUAGAUACCUCAAAUGAGGCAUUUUUUAUGCUAUAUAUAUGUACCAGAUAUCACAACAAAUAGUGCCUCAUUUAGAGGUAUCCAUACACAUAUUUUGGGACAUCCUAAAUUCACUAUACUUUACUGAUUUAUACUGAAAGUAUGCUUGUUGCCAACUUUUUUGUUUCAAAAUAGAUGCAAAUUGUGUAUUUAGCUGUCAUUUAGCUGAUGAGUCCAAAGUCUGACACCCUGUCUACAGUGGAAUAGUGAAAAAAAAAUAUUUUUAACAUUCUUCUGACAGAACAGAUUUUAUUUAGGUUAAAAUAAAGAAAAAAAUGCAUUUUUUUAUUUGAUCUUUAACCCUUUUAAUAAUAGAAACCUUAUAAACUACCAUCAUUUUAUAUGUUAUACUUACUUACUUACUUUGGCUUUUAUUUUGCAAUGAGUAGCAGAAACAUUACCAUCUUCACCCCAGCAACUUCAAGUCAGCUUACUUUGUUUUUGCUUUUUCUGCUGAAAACUCUAAAAUGGCAUCAAACAACUUCAGCUGUUGCACUCUGCAGCACCACUCUUGAUUAGCUUUAUCAUGUUUGCUACUGUCAAGACUUUAACGUUUGCAACAUUUCAAAAUAAAUCCUCAAAGAUGACGUGACUUAUUUAUUUAGUCAUAUUUCUUUUCCAAGCUGUAUAAAAAUAUUAUUUAAAACUUGAUGCAUUCUUUUAUUCUUUAGUGUCAAAUGAAGCGUUAACAUUUCUUUGUAUUUCUCUAGUUUUUAUAACUUUUAUAGAACACUGAAGUCUUGACAUAUAAUUUAUUUUUCUUGUAGGUUUAGGCCGCUCAUCAAUUACUGUAAAUAUAUAUAUUUUUAAAAGAUUAGUAACGGUUCCCUCGUCUGAAAAAUACUGAUAAUUCAACUUGAUCGAUACAACCC
Messenger RNA from Centropristis striata (black sea bass), 5062 nucleotides. It is a transcript of the gene flvcr1, whose product is annotated as FLVCR heme transporter 1. Gene Ontology annotation, molecular function: heme transmembrane transporter activity; heme binding. Gene Ontology annotation, biological process: transmembrane transport; erythrocyte differentiation; heme export. Gene Ontology annotation, cellular component: membrane; mitochondrion. Lineage: Eukaryota; Metazoa; Chordata; Actinopteri; Perciformes; Serranidae. The record is from RefSeq and is a predicted model, not a curated record. The transcript has 10 exons. The coding region runs from base 306 to 1967 and encodes 553 amino acids.